ACUUCCGCUGUCAGGGUGAUUUACACAAAACGCGUAUACAUGCAAGUUUAGAUAAUUCAGAAUAAGUUCAGUAUACAGCAAGUGAUUUAUUCCAAUUUACUAGUCAAGUACUAUGUUAUACUCGAAAUGACGAUUUUAAACAUUAUUCAUAAUUUCAUAUUUAUCUUCGUUUCUUAUUUGUGUUCCUAAAAAUGUACAAACCAAUAUGGCAGCGUCCAUGGACACUUUUCCCGUCCAAGUGCCGAAACCACUGAAGUGUUUUCGCACUUUGCGCAGCGUAAAAGUGCCAACAACAUAUUUACAGUAGUGAGUAGUUAAGUUACAGUGGUGAUUAAAACUAGAUAAAAGAAAACCUGCUGCUUAGUACGUGUAGGUGGACCGGGGGCGGGACAGUUCAACUGUCAGUUGAGUCUUGAAGCUGUCCAGGCUGACUGCUACCACCAGGGGUCCGGGCAGGCUGUUCCACAAUCUUUUCAACUUUGACAAGUGUUUAUUAAAAAUGGAAUCGGAUCGUUUGAAAGACAUUUCCUUUUCCUCAUCCAGAAGAUCUAGAUCAAAAAAGCGGAAGAAAUUGAAGAAAAGUAAUCAAAAGAAUAGCAGUUCAUCGGAAGAAAGGAAUGGUAACUCUGGUUCAAGUGAAUCCUCUUCAGACAGUGAUUACCGAUCUAGAAAACUGAAGAAAAAUAAGAAGAAAAAGAGAAGAAAAAGUUACGAAAGUAUGAAAGACAUUUCCUUUUCCUCAUCCAGGAGAUCUAGGUCAAAAAAGCGGAAGAAAUCAAAGAGAAGCAGUUCAUCAGAGGAAAGCGAUUGCGACUCUAGUUCAAGUGAAUCCUCUUCUUCAGACAGUGAUUACCGAUCUAAAAAACAUAAGAAAAAUAAAAAGAAAAGGAAAAGAUCUCGAAGUUCAUCAUCGUCUUCAUCAUCAUCACCUGUUCGAAAAAAGAAGAAAAAAGAAGUCCACAAAAAACAUAAAAAGAAGAAAUCAAAGAAAAAGCUGAAGAAAAGCAAAUCAGAGAAAGUUAACUGUCCAAUUGCUGAGCCUAAAGUUGUCAAGAAGUCAGACCCAAAACUUUCAGAUAGUAGUAAUCAAGGUCCAUCACCCCGUGUCAUGAAACCUAUGACAAAGGAAGAGUGGGAGAAACAACAAAGCAUAGUGCGGAGGGUGUACGAUCCUGAAACAGGACGCAAUAGGUUAGUCAAAGGAGAUGGAGAGAUUUUGGAAGAAAUUGUGAGCAAGGAACGUCACAAACAAAUCAAUAAGCAAGCAACACAAGGAGAUGGUUUGUUUUUCCAAACAAAGCUGGGAAUCCACGAUAAAUGACUGCCAAUAUUGAUGUGAUUUGAAUAUGUAUUUCAGUAGGAACAGUAAAUUCAAAUGUUGCGAAGAAAAAUGUUUUUGUAUUUUGUUAAAAGAUUUGGGGUGGUGUCGGAGGUCUUUGUACAGAUGUCAAUAAAAUUCACUGACUGUA
Molecule: messenger RNA, 1469 nt
Organism: Ostrea edulis (European flat oyster)
Lineage: Eukaryota; Metazoa; Mollusca; Bivalvia; Ostreida; Ostreidae
Product: ADP-ribosylation factor-like protein 6-interacting protein 4
Exons: 5
Coding region: 500-1321 (273 amino acids)
Source: RefSeq, a predicted model, not a curated record